This is a messenger RNA of Xyrauchen texanus (razorback sucker), 2708 nucleotides long. It is a transcript of the gene metap2a, whose product is annotated as methionyl aminopeptidase 2a. NCBI's taxonomy places the organism in Eukaryota, Metazoa, Chordata, Actinopteri, Cypriniformes, Catostomidae. Gene Ontology annotation, molecular function: metalloaminopeptidase activity. The transcript is spliced from 11 exons. Bases 29 to 1582 code for a protein of 517 amino acids. The record is from RefSeq and is a predicted model, not a curated record. Gene Ontology annotation, biological process: proteolysis.
CGUCAGUGGAAUUACCUUAUUAAUAUUCAUGAGCAGGGCCUUCGCCGUAGUAGUUCGCAUUCCGCUGAUGACGCUCUUCACAUACUCAGCUGAUUCGGCAGCUUUUCUCCGCUCGUCCUACACACGCAUCGGUCUCUCGCCACUCGUGUCCGCAAUCAUGGAGGCGAACGGCACUGAGCAGCUGCCGGUACAGUUGGGCAUGGACACGCUGAUCGUGAACGGGCACGCUGCAGAACGAGAAGAAACGGACCCCGCCAAGAAGAAGAAGAAGAAAAAGAAGAAAAGCAAGUCAGCGGUUACCGUAGGACAGGUCGAGCAGGGGGAGGAUGGAGAGGUGGAAGUGAGGAAAACGACAGAACAGCAGAACCUGGAGGACAAGGACAGAGAAGACGAUGGUGAAGAAGACGGGGAUGAAGGCGAUAACACCUCUGGAAAAAAGAAGAAAAAGAAGGCCAAAAAGAAGAAAGGAUCCAAAACUCAGACUGACCCGCCCUCCUUGCCCAUCUGUGAUCUGUACCCUAACGGUGUGUUUCCUGUGGGCCAGGAGUGUGAGUACCCCCUAUCACAGGAUGGGCGUAGCGCUGCAUGGAGAACGACCAGGGAGGAGAAGCGCGUGCUGGAUAAAGCUAAUGAGGAGAUGUGGAAUGAUUUCCGGCAGGCGGCCGAAGCUCAUCGGCAGGUGCGCAAAUAUGUGCAGAACUGGAUCAAACCUGGCAUGACCAUGAUUGACAUCUGUGAGCGUUUGGAGGACUGCAGUAGGAAGUUAGUCAAAGAGAACGGUUUGAACACAGGGCUGGCGUUCCCUACCGGCUGCUCGCUGAAUAACUGUGCUGCUCACUACACACCAAACGCCGGAGACCCCACUGUCCUUCAAUAUGACGAUGUGUGCAAGAUCGAUUUCGGCACACACAUCAACGGCAGGAUAAUAGACUGUGCCUUCACUGUCACCUUCAAUCCAAAGUAUGAUGGCUUGCUUGAAGCUGUAAGAGAUGCCACCAACACAGGCAUCAAGUGUGCUGGUAUAGAUGUACGUCUUUGUGAUGUUGGAGAAUCGAUACAGGAAGUGAUGGAGUCGUACGAGGUUGAAAUAGAUGGAAAAACAUACCAAGUCAAACCUAUUCGCAAUCUAAAUGGACACUCUAUCGGUCAGUAUCGGAUACAUGCUGGGAAAACGGUGCCCAUUGUGAAGGGAGGAGAAGCCACUAGGAUGGAGGAGGGAGAAGUAUACGCCAUUGAGACUUUUGGUAGCACUGGUAAGGGUGUGGUGCACGAUGACAUGGACUGCUCGCAUUACAUGAAGAACUUUGACGUUGGGCACGUGCCAAUCAGGCUGCCCAGGGCAAAACAUCUGCUCAACACAGUGAACGAGAACUUCGGGACGCUUGCGUUCUGUCGCCGCUGGCUCGACCGUUUGGGUGAGAGCAAGUACCUGAUGGCUCUGAAAAACCUGUGUGACCUGGGCAUCAUCGACCCCUACCCCCCUCUGUGUGACGCUAAGGGCUCGUACACAGCGCAGUAUGAACACACCAUCCUGCUCAGACCUACGUGCAAGGAGGUCGUGAGCCGCGGAGAUGACUACUGAGACGUGCAGAUGCGUACACACACUCGGCACUCACGCAAACACAUACACAAACAUAAAGGCAUUCUUACAAGUAUAAACUAGUUUAAAAGCAGUUGGUGUUUACUGAACUGCUGUUAGGGAAAUUCUGCUGCGACCGUGCAGUAUAAUUUCGGCAUAAAGUUGAAAAGGCAUGAAACUACUAUGCACGGGUAUGAGCCAGUGCCCCAAUUAAUCGUCUGAUUUCAAAGCAAGCGAGAUAAAGACUUUUUACUCAUUUGUACUCUGUGUAGUGAAUGAGAACAUGUAAAGAGUACGGCUGCUUGGCUUUACAAAAAUCUCAUUUCAUCAGGAAGUAAUCGAUAAUGCGCACAGCUUUUACAGAUCUUUUUGAUGAUUGUAAAAUAUCAAAAUGGCUGUUUCAUUUAGCAACUGUAUUACAUUUUGAACUCCCUGUUUUUUUUUUUUUUAUAAAAAUAAUAAAAUAAAUUCUAAAAUAUUUUAAAUGGCUUUUUUUUUUUGUUUGUUCGUAAUUCCUCACAGGUUAAUUCUGUCAUCAUUGCAGUUUUACAGUACAAAACUUUGCAUUAUCUCUGAGAGCUGAUGCAUUGCAGUUUUAACUAGUGGUUUGUGGCUUGAGGUUGUUAGUUUAACUGCUUGCGCAAACUUUGGAACUGAACUCGUUUGUGGCAUAAGAUUUAUUACCUCAAAAAAACAUUUUACUCUCCCCCUCAUCAAAAAUUUGAAAAAAGAAGAAAAAUAAUAGUUAAAAUUAAGUGUAAUCAAAUAUAUUGUUAAUGUCUUGUGACUAUACUUUUGAAACGGUGUUUAUUUUAACGUUUAUGAACUAGCCCCAUUUACUUCCAUAGUAAGUGCAUUAUUGCAACCACGAUUUUUGCUUUUCUAUUCAAGUAAACAAGCGAGAAGUCAAAAUUAUGUUUUGUGAUAAUCAACAUUAUGCCACAAAUGCUCUCGAUUAAACUUAACUUGUAUUGUACAUGGGAUAUUCCUUUAAGAAAUAUAUAUAUUUGAAAUUAUUCUAAAAUUACAUUUUUAUUAUAGAUGAAUAAAUGCAGAUUUUGUGUAUAUAUUUUUAUGCCAUGGAACAGGUAUAGAAUACCAGAUAUUUAAAUUAUUAUAAAUUCCUACC